Messenger RNA from Adelges cooleyi (spruce gall adelgid), 624 nucleotides. Its product is annotated as eukaryotic translation initiation factor 4E1-like. Gene Ontology annotation, cellular component: eukaryotic translation initiation factor 4F complex. The record is from RefSeq and is a predicted model, not a curated record. Gene Ontology annotation, molecular function: translation initiation factor activity; RNA 7-methylguanosine cap binding. The transcript has a single exon. NCBI's taxonomy places the organism in Eukaryota, Metazoa, Arthropoda, Insecta, Hemiptera, Adelgidae. Gene Ontology annotation, biological process: translational initiation. Bases 1 to 624 code for a protein of 207 amino acids.
AUGGCCGCGUCGAAUGACAUGCAACAACAGCAACAGCAACAGCAACAACAAAAUCAAACAAUCGAGUUCCCGCUGACCUUUAACUGGACGCUGUGGUGCAAAGAGUGCAGCGGCGGCGGCGGCGGCCGCAACGACGAAGACUGGAUGGACAACGUACACGAGCUGUUCGGGGUGUCCACCGACAAACAGUUUUUGGCGGCGUACAAACAAGCAAAGCUGCCCACCGCGCUGCCGUUGGGCUACAACUAUUAUUUCUUCAAGAAGGGCAUAAUGCCCAUGUGGGAGGCGGCUCCCAACAAGGGCGCCGGCGCCUGGGUGGUGCUGUUGCAGGCCAGCGCGCAGAGCGCCGACCUGAACUUCAUCUGGUCCGACAUGCUGUUCAUGUUGGUCAGCGGCGACAUCGGCCACCUAGCCAAGUACAUAUGCGGCGUCACGUGCAACGUCCGGCGGAGCAUGCACAAGGUGGCCCUGUGGACAGUCAAGACCACGGCCAGCAACUACGAGUACAUAUUGGAGAUCGGCAAGAUCUGGCACAAGUCCAUCGCCAACGUCUACCGGAUCAAGUACAUCAAGUACAGGCUGCACGAAGGAGUUCAACAGCAAGAGUUUGACUACGCCCUGUAA